This is a messenger RNA of Monoraphidium neglectum, 2607 nucleotides long. RefSeq lists its product as hypothetical. The record is from RefSeq and is a predicted model, not a curated record. Gene Ontology annotation, biological process: nitrate assimilation; nitric oxide biosynthetic process. The coding region runs from base 1 to 2607 and encodes 868 amino acids. NCBI's taxonomy places the organism in Eukaryota, Viridiplantae, Chlorophyta, Chlorophyceae, Sphaeropleales, Selenastraceae. The transcript is spliced from 15 exons. Gene Ontology annotation, molecular function: molybdenum ion binding; molybdopterin cofactor binding; nitrate reductase (NADPH) activity.
AUGACGGUGGAGACAGUGGAAUCCAUGGCUCAUACAAAAGGAAAAGCACCCGAGGAGCCCCCGCUCGUACGCGGAGGCAAAGACUGGGCCCUCCAUGUGCCUGCCACCGCUGUUGACGCGAAGGACGCCGACACCCCCGACAACUGGGUGCCCCGCGACCCCCGCAUCGUGCGCCUCACCGGCCGCCACCCGCUUAACUGCGAGCCGGCCAUGCAGGACCUCAUGGCAGCCGGCUUCAUCACGCCGCCGUCCAUCCACUACGUCCGAAACCACGGCGCCGUGCCCAAGCUCGACUGGGCGACGCACAGGAUCGACAUCAGCGGCCUGGUGGACCGCCCCUGCUCAAUGAGCAUGGACGAGCUCCUGACGCUGCCGUCGGUCACGCUGCCGGUGACGCUGGUGUGCGCGGGCAACAGGCGCAAGGAGGAGAACAUGAUCAAGAAGUCGAUCGGAUUCAACUGGGGGCCCUGUGCUGUGUCCACCAGCUACUGGACGGGCGUGCGCCUCGGCGACCUGCUGCGCCAUGUGGGCGUCGACACCAGCGGCGCCGCCAAGUACGUGUGCUUCAGGGGCCCGCUGGGGGAGCUGCCGAAGGGCAGCGACGGCUCUUACGGCACCAGCGUGCGCCUGCCCUACGCGCUGGACGACAGCAACGACGUGCUGGUCGCGUACAAGCAGAACGGCCGCUGGCUGACGCCAGACCACGGGUUCCCGGUGCGCAUGCUGAUCCCUGGGUUCAUCGGCGGCCGCAUGGUCAAGUGGCUGUGCCACAUCACCGUCACCGAGCAGGAGUCGGACAACCACUACCACUACAUGGACAACCGCGUGCUGCCGCCCCACGUCGACGCUGAGCUGGCGACGAAGGAGGGCUGGUGGUACAACCCCGACUUCAUCAUCAACGAGCUCAACAUCAACAGCGCCAUCAGCCGCCCCUGGCAGGACGAGGUCGUGCCCCUGGCCACCAACCGGCCCUACGAGAUGAGCGGCUACGCCUACACCGGCGGCGGCCGGAAGGUCACGAGGGUCGAGAUCUCGCUGGACGACGGCGCGACGUGGAAGCAGGCGGAGAUCAAGCGCUUCGAAGAGCCCACUUCGUACGGCAGGUACUGGUGCUGGGUCCACUGGUCCUUCCAGGCCACGACCUUUGACUUCCUGGGCUGCAAGGAGGCGCUGGUGCGCGCGUGGGACAGCAGCCAGAACGGGCAGCCGGCAUACAUCACGUGGAACGUGAUGGGCAUGAUGAACAACUGCUACUACCGCGUGAAGAUUCACCGCCAGGUGGACGACCAGGGCAACAUUGGCCUGCGCUUCCAGCACCCGGCGCCCGUGCCGGUGGGCGAGCGGGGCAACGUCGGCUGGCGCGAGGAGGAGAACCUCGCGCGGCAGGGGCUGGCGGACGCCCAGGCGGCGGCGGCGGCGCCGGUGGUGGCCAAGGUCGCGCCCACCAGCGGGGUGCGGCUGAUUACGAUGGAGGAGGUGGAGAAGCACACGACUGAGGAGAGCGCUUGGUUUGUUCACGAGGGCAAGGUGUACGACGCGACGCCCUUCCUGGCAGACCACCCUGGCGGUGCCGAGUCAAUCCUGAUCAGCACGGGCAUGGACGCGACCGACGAGUUCAACGGCAUCCACUCCUCAAAGGCCAAGGGAAUGCUCGCCGAUUACUACAUCGGCGACCUGGCAACGCCCGAGCAGGUGGCGGCGGCGGCGGCGUCCAAGGAGGCGGGCGCCAGCGUCACGAUCAGCGUCGUAGCCAACGGCGUGCACAAGGGCGCGGCCGCGCCCGCGCCCGUGGUCAACGGCGUCGGCGCCGGCGAGCUGGUGGCCCUCAACCCGCGGAAGAAGCUGGCGGUGCCGCUGAUCGAGCGGCGGGAGCUCAGCCACAACGUGCGGCUGUUCCGGUUCGGACUGCCGUCGCCGCAGCACAAGUUCGGGCUGCCGACCGGCAAGCACGUGUUCCUGUACGCCAACAUCGACGGGGAGAACGUGAUGCGCGCCUACACGCCCACGUCGAAGGACGCCGACCUGGGGUACUUUGACCUGGUCAUCAAGGUCUACAGGGCCAACGAGCACCCCAAGUUCCCCGACGGCGGCAAGAUGAGUCAGCACCUGGACUCCCUGGCGCUGGGGGACGAGGUGGAGGUCAAGGGGCCCGUGGGGCACUUUGUGUACACCGGCCGCGGCACAUACACUCUCAACAACAAGCCCGCCACCGCCAAGCGCAUCAGCCUGAUUGCGGGCGGCACAGGCAUCACGCCCUGCUGGCAGGUCAUCCGCUCCAUCUGCGAGGACCCCGAGGACACAACACAGGUGUCGCUCAUCUACGCCAACCAGACGGAGGGCGACAUUCUGCUGCGCGAGGAGCUGGAGGCCAUGGCCGAGGCGCGGCCGCAGAAUUUCCACCUGCACUACACCUGCGACAGGGAGGUGUCUGAGGGCUGGAAGUACAGCGUUGGGCACAUCAACGAGGCCAUGAUCCGGGAGCACCUGCUGCCCGCCGGUGACGACUCCAUCGUGGCGAUGUGCGGGCCGCCCGGUAUGAUCAAGUUCGCCUGCAUCCCCAACCUUGAGAAGGCCGGCCACAAGGAAGAGGCGCUCAUCCAGUUCUGA